CCAAACAAUGGAGGAAAAGUAUAAGAAUUGGGAAUACUCCCAGAUUUCAGCAUCUCAAAAUAAAAGCUGACACCUUUCAGUGGCACCAAACUAGCAGAGUAAGGCCUUAAUCACAGUGUUAAAACAAACUAAAUCUGGAAAAUCAAUGCUGUGAAAAACACUCAAAUUAUAACACAAAUCAUCAACUUGGGAUGAACGUCUAAGUAACUUACUUCCAAACAUUAAUAACUGGGCAUGAAUUUUUUUGAGUUGGGUCUUUUCAAAACAUCGAGAAUGAAGAUAGGUUAAAAUUUUAUGAGAGAGAGAAACUAUUUGAGAAAGAAGAAGAGUAAUAACGUUGAAAUGGAGGAUGAGAGAGAUGAAAAACACAUCGAAUUACAGCCUUUUCUAUUCAUCUGCAACUGGGUUUCGAUGGGAUUUUGAAUUCAAUCUGGGUUCCGCCAUUAAAGUUCAUCUUUCUCUCUCUCUCUCUCUAAAACCCAUGUCAUGUGAGAGAUAGAUGAAGGCGUUUGUAACUUGUAAGCUACCAAAACGACGUCGUUGCACCAGCAAAAGGGUAUUAAUUACUUCGAAAUAAAAUUUGGGGACAUUUAUUUUAAAAAAUAAAUAAAUUAACAGAGCAGAGAGAAAGAGGGUGGAAAAAACAUGGUGAGAUUGAGCAGAGUGGUGAUGAAAAAUGUAUGUGAAGGAAUGAGCAAAACUCUUUCUGAAAUUCUGGUUUGCCCAUUAUCCAAACAGUCUCUAAGGUAUUGUGAGAAGACAGGAUCAUUGAUCAGUGAUGAAAUCGGAGUUUCUUUUCCGAUAAUUGAUGGGAUACCUUGUUUAGUUCCAAAGGACGGGAAGAUACUUGAAGACGAAGGAUCAUCCGAUACAGGUGGACAAAAGGAGGUGAAAGAUUGAGAUGGUUUUGUAGUAUAUAGAGCUGUAUGCUAGAAUUCUGUGUGGUGAGAGUUUGGACUACCGAGUAUUAUUUUCAAAGAAAUGACCCAUAGGCUAAAAAUCUGAUGCCAUCAGAGUAAUAAUAAUUUCUGUAAAGGGAAAACCAUCAAAUUAUGUCACGUCACAAAUUCACAGUAUCACACACACCAUACUGCGAUUUUGAAUCUAUAAAACCGUAAAACAAAGUUUCAAUUAGGCUACAAAAUAAUGAUCUAACAACAGCUUUGUCAA
Messenger RNA from Beta vulgaris subsp. vulgaris (sugar beet), 1170 nucleotides. RefSeq lists its product as uncharacterized. The transcript has 3 exons. The coding region runs from base 646 to 900 and encodes 84 amino acids. The record is from RefSeq and is a predicted model, not a curated record. Lineage: Eukaryota; Viridiplantae; Streptophyta; Magnoliopsida; Caryophyllales; Amaranthaceae.